AUGUCUAACCACCUCUACAUCGCCGAAACGCCCGCCGAGGUGUCCCAAGCCAAGGGCCUGCACCUCCUCACGCAAAACACGCCCAACGGCCAAGCCACACAGAUCAUGCUCGAGGAGCUGCACGAUGCCUACGGCACCGAAUGGGGCACCACGCUGAUCAACAUCUCGACCAACGUGCAGAAAGAGGAGUGGUUCCUGCGUCUCAACCCGAACGGUCGGAUCCCGACGCUCGUCGACAACUCCCAGUCCCCGCCGUUCCCGGUCAUCGAGACCUCGGCCCAGAUGUUGUACCUGGUGAAGGUGUUUGACAAGAAUGACACGUUCGGGUUCAAGGACGAAUUGGAGCGUAACGAGGCCUUGCAGUGGAUGUUCUUCUGGCAUGGCGGAGGCGCGCCGUAUCAGGGCCAGGUCAAUCAUUUCACGAGGGCGGCGCCAGAGAAGAUUCCUUAUGCCAUCAACAGAUACAAGAACGAAACUCUCCGCGUCUACGGCGUCCUCGAGAUUCGACUGUCCGGCAAAUACACGGGCGAGCCAAGAGACUACCUUGCCGGCAAGGGCAAAGGGAAAUACAGCGUCGCGGAUAUCAAGACAUGGCCGUGGGUGAAAGGCUGGGAGCGUAGCGGCUUCACGGCCGAGGACAUGAAGCCCUUCCCACACUUGUUGAAGUGGAUUGACAGAAUUGCGGCGCGCCCGGCCGUUCAGAGGGGCAUUGGGGAUAAAUAUGUCCAGAAGUAA
This is a messenger RNA of Exophiala xenobiotica, 735 nucleotides long. RefSeq lists its product as uncharacterized. NCBI's taxonomy places the organism in Eukaryota, Fungi, Ascomycota, Eurotiomycetes, Chaetothyriales, Herpotrichiellaceae. The record is from RefSeq and is a predicted model, not a curated record. The transcript is spliced from 2 exons. The coding region runs from base 1 to 735 and encodes 244 amino acids.